AUGGCCAACAAUCGCAACCCUCUUCCGACUGCUCCUUCCCGGUCUGGAGUGCCAUUGAAACCAGCUCUCGCUCGAGUACCGAAUACCCCUCGUCUCGCUCAGGACAAGCCCUCCUCGACAGCAGCAAUCACGUCAACAACAACAUCAACACCGCCCUUUCGUCCCAAACUGCAAGAGUCGGAAUUCAGACCAAAACUAAACAACCACAAACCAAUACCUUCGCCCCUUUCUUCGACUCGUCCGACGGCGCAGGUCGCCCCUUCGCAUGUCACCCCACACACAUUGACUGGAAAGACGCGAGCUGGCCAAAUAAUAAACUCGACCCCGACUGCCAUAUCCCCCAACGACGACACCCCAAGUCAUGCGAGAAAGAGACCCCUUAUGAUCUCACCCACAAACAGCGAACCUGCUGUGCGUCGCCCACAGUUGGCCGCCUCCAGUAGAGCAAAGAGCGUAGUGGGCUCUGUAAGACCGGCCAACACAAAUCCUCCCCGUCCGGCCCUAUCCACUACUAGAUCUGGUCCAGCUGUUCGAGGCUUCGUCAAGACACCAGAUACUACCAGGUCAAAUGCUUCAACUCUGCAGCCACAGGCCGCGGUUCCCGCCAGAGUCUCACCGCUCCCUGCAUCCCGCCCUACAUCGGCCAAGAUAGACAAGGUCUCGAGCCCCAUGUUCUUCCAUGCCAGCGACGCUAAAUCACAGCCGCAACCUCAACCGACAACUCAAGCUCCCAGGCUGAGAAAGACGCCAUCCUUCCUAUACGCCAACGGUCAGCAGCAAGCUGCAGCGCCAAGAUCACUCUCGCAUCGAAGCUCUUCUCCCGUCCUUUCCAACAUAUCGGCCGUCACCGAAUCGCGCUCUCCUCAAUCCUUCGUGCAAUCACCCGUUCUUUCAGACUCAGCUCACACGCCGACCAUAGCCUCACCACCUCUCAGUGCUGUUUCCUCGGCCUCAAACUACUUGACGAGUCCUACCUCACCUCCAAAGAACAAUAUUCACCUCUCGUACAGGAAAGGUGCCUCCCAAAUAUUUGCUCUGGGUGGCCCGCCGCUACCUUUUCAUCCUGCUCAACCCACUCAACGAAAGACCAGUGCUGCGUCGCUGCGACCUUCUCAUCUCCGGAGCACCAGUCUGUCCUCAAUUGACACAGGUAGCCCUGACCAUGUUCGCAGACAAUCACAUCCUAUACCGGCCAUCACAGAACCUGUGGGCGAGGACGAGCCUCUUGAUUCACCUACACCUGUGCCAGACAACGGAGCCGAUGGUUCACUCGAUGCGUCACCUUCUGAUGUUAUACAGAGUCAUGAUGUCCUACCGGUCGAUCCUUAUGCUGAGGCGCGCCGUGAACGAAAAGUCCUCGAUCUUGAGAUUUCGAACUCAUCGCUCCUGGCCAUCAACAAGUCUCUGGAACGCGAACUCAGGAAACAAAAGGCCGAGUUGAAACGCUUUCGUCGCUUGAGUCGAGCUGGUCAAUUUGCCGUUUCUCAGAGGAGGGAAAGUGGCGCCGAGGAAGACCUCUCAAUAUUGGAUGAAGAAGUUGAUUUACCCGACUUUGAUGAAGACGAUGAAGGCGCUCGACCAUCGAGUCCUUUCCAUUCACAACCUGAGGAAGAUUCUUCUGAUGAAGGGUCGACCGAUUCCUCAGCUGUACCGUUAUCUCCAGGCGCUCAGGCUGACCGCGAUGCUGCGCAGCGGGCUGAAGAUGAGAAUCGCCUACGACUCGACCUGAGUAGACAUCGUGAAUUGCUCAUGGACACGCAGCGAAUGAAUCAGUCUCUACAGCGUUGCCUCUACUGGACCGAAGGGCUGAUAAAGGACGGAAAAAAGGCUCUCGAUUAUCAAGUCGCGUCUUCAGAAGUCAAACUCGGUGGUCUCGACGACGCUGACAGCGUUCGAAGUAUUGACGAGAAACCUGGCGCUCUCCCGGAUUUUGGCGAGCCCGACCGACGGAGCGUCGGCAGUGAGAUGGACAGCGGUAUUGACCUCAUGAGCAAGCACGAUCUCCUAUGCGAUCGAGUCAAGAAGGCCAAGGCAAGCAGACUGCGUCGACAAAUGCCAUCACCGUCAUUGGAUAUUCCCGCUGAUGAUGGCAAAAAGACGUACAUUGCCGCAGGGGUGGAAAAAGAGUGA
Molecule: messenger RNA, 2130 nt
Organism: Aureobasidium vineae
Lineage: Eukaryota; Fungi; Ascomycota; Dothideomycetes; Dothideales; Saccotheciaceae
Source: the annotation of a GenBank genome assembly